AUGCCCAUCGAAUCAAAGUAUCCAAAUGUCGAUCUCCAGGUCAAGCCGAUCUACGACUUCAUCUUCCACAACCCAGCUCAGGCUUGGCCCGACAGCAAAGUGAUCUUUCGAGACGCAGACAACCUUUUAACCAAUACACUCACCUUCGCACAAGUUCGCGAUGCAGCGAGCUCAUUCGGGCGGGCGCUGCAGUCACAAUUCCAGUUCGGCAAGUCGGAUACUUUGGCCAUAUUUGCGCCCAACGAUGUCGAGACACCGAUCGUCGUCUUCGGUACACUAUGGGCUGGAGGCGUUGUGAGCCCAGCGAACCCGGGCUACACCGUGGACGAAUUUGCAUACCAGCUCAGAGACAGUAAGGCAAAGGUCGUGGUUGCGCACGCUUCUGUGCUCGACACUGUUCGAGAGGCAUGCACGAAAGUUGGCAUCGAUGAGUCACACAUCCUAGUUCUUGGUAGCCAAAGGGAUGGCAAAGGCGGAGCAAAGCACUGGCAGGAGAUCAUCUCGGAUGCAAGCAAUCCAGGCGCGAAAGACACCAGGCCAAAGAUCGACCCCAAGGACGACCUGGCUUUCCUCGUGUACUCGUCGGGCACUACUGGCAAACCCAAAGGCGUCGAGCUCACGCACUUCAACAUGACAAGUAAUCUCCAGCAGAUCCAAGCCACUGAGGGUGGGAACAUGAGCUGGGAUGGCACGGCGAGUUGCCCUGGCAUUCCGGAUGCGCCUCGCGGCCGGGGCGAUGUCAUCCUGGCUUGUCUGCCGUUCUUUCACAUCUAUGGACUGAACGUGUUGAUCCAUCUUCCACUAUUCACAGGUAUCGAAACUUUGGUACUGACUCGGUUCGAGAUAGAGAAAUUCUGCCGGCUCAUCCAAGACCAGAAGGUCACAUUCUCAUAUAUCGUUCCACCAAUGGUCUUGCUUCUCUGCAAGCACCCAGCGGUGGAGAAAUACGACCUAAGCAGCUUGAGGAUGACCAACUCAGGCGCAGCACCUUUGACGAGAGAACUUGUUGAAGCUGUCUACAAACGCAAAGGUGUCCGUGUAAAGCAAGGGUAUGGACUGAGCGAGACAAGUCCUACCAUUUUCCAGCAGCGCUGGAUCGACUGGGACAAGAGUGUUGGCAGCACUGGUAGAAUGGUCCCAAAUCUGCUAUCAAAACUAUGCGAGGUCGGAUCUGAGGAGGGAAGCGAUGGCUCGAAGCCAAAGGAAGUUGGCCUUGGUGAGACAGGCGAGCUAUACGUCAAAGGUCCAAAUGUAUUUCGGAGAUAUCACAACAACGAGAAGGCAACGAGCGAGUGUGUAGAUGCAGAGGGAUGGUUCCGGACGGGAGAUGUCGGCCAUAUCGACAAGAACGGCGACCUGUGGAUCACUGACCGAGUCAAGGAACUGAUCAAGUACAAGGGCUUUCAGGUCCCGCCAGCUGAACUCGAAGGCUAUCUAGCGGACCACGAGCUCAUUGACGACGUUGCCGUUGUUGGCGUCGAGAGCAAGGAGCUUGGCACAGAAGUCCCGAGAGCGUAUGUUGUACGAAAAGGUGGGCCUGACGCUGUGCAGAAGGGUGAUGACGAGAAGAUCAUCAAGUGGUUGAAUGCGAAGGUGGCCAACCACAAGAAGCUCAGAGGAAGCGUCAGAUUCGUGGACGCCAUACCGAAGUCAGUCUCCGGGAAGAUUCUCAGACGUGUGCUCAAAGAGCAAGCGAAGAAGGAGUUCAAGGAGUUGGAAGAAGGCAACUUGAAGGCCAAGCUGUAA
Messenger RNA from Cyphellophora attinorum, 1746 nucleotides. Its product is annotated as putative 4-coumarate--CoA ligase 1. The record is from RefSeq and is a predicted model, not a curated record. Gene Ontology annotation, molecular function: CoA-ligase activity. The coding region runs from base 1 to 1746 and encodes 581 amino acids. Gene Ontology annotation, biological process: secondary metabolic process. Lineage: Eukaryota; Fungi; Ascomycota; Eurotiomycetes; Chaetothyriales; Cyphellophoraceae. The transcript has a single exon.